UGCUUGUACAAUUUAUGAAAAAAAAACCAAGGAUACAAUCGAUAGUAUUCAUUGUGGGCCACAACUAUCGAUAGUAUCAAACAAGAAUGAAAAAUGAGUUUUGAAGAUUCUUGGAUUUUUGCACCAAUUUUAUUUGGAUUUGUAAUUGGAUUUAGAUUUAAAAAACCACUGUUAAUAACAAGAUUAUCAUGGCGACAAAAACUUGUGAUCAUUGUACCAAAGAAUGAUGUUCGCUGUAUGAGUAGUGGUAAUUCCGAAUUAACAUCAUUUUGUUCCAGUGUUUCGAUUAAAGCAUUUGAAACAUCGAGGAAACAAACACCGAUAUCACAUUAUUUAUGGUCAAUGUUUGGACAGCCAAAAGUUAUACUGCAAACUAAUUCGAAAGAAAAUCUAGAACAUUUUGCACGACAAGCAUCCGAAUCGCUGAUAUGUUCAACGAUAUUACGUAAUGAGAAUGGCCAAACCAUUCUGGCAAUAGGUCCAGGACCAAAUUCAAUGAUUGAUAAAAUAACUGGUCAUUUGAAAUUAUUGAAAUAAAACAUUAUAUUAUUAUUAUUAUUA
This is a messenger RNA of Dermatophagoides farinae (American house dust mite), 561 nucleotides long. Its product is annotated as peptidyl-tRNA hydrolase 2, mitochondrial. The record is from RefSeq and is a predicted model, not a curated record. Gene Ontology annotation, cellular component: cytosol. NCBI's taxonomy places the organism in Eukaryota, Metazoa, Arthropoda, Arachnida, Sarcoptiformes, Pyroglyphidae. Gene Ontology annotation, molecular function: peptidyl-tRNA hydrolase activity.